Molecule: messenger RNA, 357 nt
Organism: Funneliformis caledonium
Lineage: Eukaryota; Fungi; Glomeromycota; Glomeromycetes; Glomerales; Glomeraceae
Source: the annotation of a GenBank genome assembly
AUGCUUGUUUGUGUUAAUCAACAAAUAAGUAUAUUGUUACAAAGGUAUAGCUAUUUAAACCGUAUAUUUGAACUUUUUGACAAAGCUUUAAUUAAAAAACAUAUAUUAAAGUCGAGCAUCGAGAUGAAUAAUUUCAACCCUGAUAUUGAUUGGUUAGAAAGAGCGAUAUCGGAAAAUUAUAUCAAGUGUUAUGAUUUUACAGAGUUCACUAAUUGGGAAGAAGAUAGCUGCGGUUCUUAUGGAAAUGUUUCAUGCGCAAACUGGAAAGGUUCUGAAACUAUCAUUGCUCUAAAACAUUCUUAUAAUUUGUCUAUUAAAGAGAUGGUCAAUGAGGUAAACUAUAACAAUGUAAUUUAA